CUCAGUGUGUACGGAAGUGCUGCCGCAGCAUGAACGGAGGUGAACACUGAGAUGUCCAAACACGUUUUUCUCACAGGACCUCCAGGUGUGGGGAAAACCACGCUGGUCCAGAAAGCCUGUGAAGCUCUGGCGUCCUCCGGAGUGGGAGUUGAAGGUUUUUACACGGAGGAGGUCAGAGAGGGGGGCCGCAGAGUCGGCUUUGAUGUGGUCACAGUGAGAGGAGAGAGGGGCCGGCUGUCCAGAAUCAGAGACGCUUCCGCUCCAUCUCAUGGCAGACGGGAAUACACGGUCGGACAGUACGUGGUCGACUUGUCUUCAUUUGAAAACAUGGCUCUCCCCCUCUUCAGAAAUGUGGGUUCAGCAGCAGAUGAGGGCAGCAGGAAGGUGUUUGUCAUCGAUGAGAUCGGUAAAAUGGAGCUCUUCAGUCAGUCGUUCAUCAGAGCGGUGAGGCAGACUUUAGACAGCUCCUCCUGCACCAUCCUGGGAACCAUCCCCGUCCCAAAGGGGAAACCUCUGGGCCUGGUGGAGGAGGUGCGGGGCAGGAGGGAUGUGAAGGUCUUCACUGUGAGUGUGUCAAAGGAAAACAGGAACUCUCUCCUACAAGACGUCAUCGCCGCGCUGGAGCUCUGUCUCAAACAAACAAGCUAAUCCUCAAAAUGGAUUACAUGCUGAAUAAUUGAUUGUGAGAUGGAAGGCAGCGAGGGAAUAGUUCAGUUAGUGUGUAAAUAACCUGCGCUUGCACGCUCCAACACGGCGGCUCGCAUGCAAAGCAGAUCAGAUUUAUUUUUAUUUCCUGUUGGUCUCACAGCAGAUAUUUCUCUUUUAUCCGGUUAUACUGUUCGUUCUGCACAGGAACACGUCGUGCUCUCUCUCUCUCGGCCUUCCAGUUUUCUGCGCUCUCGUGUUCGUCCACUCGACCUGACGAUGAGCUCGUGGAGAUCGAUCAAUAUUUAACCGUGCAACGAUGUCCAAUCCAUUCAUGGUUAAUUCAUAUCUAGUGUGAACAAGAAAAUGGAAAAAAUAAACAGUUAUUGUCCCUGAGCGGUGA
Messenger RNA from Labrus bergylta (ballan wrasse), 1048 nucleotides. RefSeq names its product nucleoside-triphosphatase, cancer-related (gene ntpcr). The record is from RefSeq and is a predicted model, not a curated record. NCBI's taxonomy places the organism in Eukaryota, Metazoa, Chordata, Actinopteri, Labriformes, Labridae. Gene Ontology annotation, molecular function: ATP hydrolysis activity.